AACAGUCGUCUGAUUUAAACGUCGUUGCUGCUGAGAGGUCAAAUGGCUCAGAGAGGAGUUUGUCGGGAGGAAAUCUCCUGCUCCAUUUGCUUGGAUCUACUAAAGAAUCCGGUGACUAUUCCCUGUGGACACAGCUACUGUAAGAACUGUAUUAAAACAUACUGGGUUCAAGAACAUCAGAGGAGAAUCCACAGCUGCCCUCAAUGCAGAAAAAUGUUCAGAUUUAGGCCUAUCCUUGUGAAAAACAUCAUGCUAGCAGGACUAGUGGAGGAUCUGAAGAAGACUGGACUUCAAGCUGCUCCAGCUGAUCACUGCUAUGCUGGACCUGAAGAUGUGGCCUGUGAUGGUUGCACUGAGAGGAAGAUGAAAGCUGUCAAGUCCUGCUCUUCCUGUGAAAAUCAUCUUCAACCUCACUACGAUGCUCCACCAUUAAAGAAACACGAGCUGGUGAAUCCUGGUUUUAAGAGUCGACAACAAAUCCAUCAGAGAAUCCAGGACCAAGAGAAAGAUGUGAAGCUGCUUCAACUGGAGGUGGAGGCCAUCAAUGUCUCUGCUGAUAAAGCAGUGGAGGACAGUGAGAAGAUCUUCACUGAGCUGAUCCGUCUCCUCCAGAAAAGAAGCUCUGAUGUGAAGCAGCAGAUCAGAUCCCAGCAGGAAACUGAAGUGAGUCGAGUCAAAGAUGUUCAGGAGAAGCUGGAGCAGGAGAUCACUGAGCUGAAGAGGAAAGACGCUGAGCUGGAGCAGCUCUCACACACAGAG
Molecule: messenger RNA, 759 nt
Organism: Xiphophorus couchianus (Monterrey platyfish)
Lineage: Eukaryota; Metazoa; Chordata; Actinopteri; Cyprinodontiformes; Poeciliidae
Product: E3 ubiquitin/ISG15 ligase TRIM25-like
Exons: 1
Source: RefSeq, a predicted model, not a curated record